CCGCGUUUUGCUUCGAUUGACAGCUUGAAGUUGGAUUCCGAAAACAAUCGGCACUUCGAGAGGUAUCGCAAAGCAGUUUUUGGUUAAAAAAUGUGUACGACACUGGCCAUGAGUAAUCUACGGCCUAAUUUGUUCGGUUCGCUGAAAAAUAUAUUGUUGGGUCAACAAUCAGCUGGGCUCAAGUUUUUUGCCCCACCUAUAACAUACGACAACAUCAAAAUACCGGAAAAGCCUAAGCUGCGCUUCAUGGAUAAGGUGCCGCAGCUUGCUAGCAACUUAAGACCACCAAAACUACAAAAAAAACUGAAAUGGAUGCGUGGACCUGAGGAGGUGCACAAUAAACUUGUUCAUGGCCAAUAUGCAAUAGUGGCAGCCAGCGGUGGUCGAUUGAGAUGGGGUCAUUUUGAAAUGCUACGUCUUACGAUCGGACGUAAAAUGGACGUUAGUCGUAUGUUUGCAAUCUGGCGAGUUGAAGCACCAUGGCAACCAGUUACGAAAAAAGGACAAGGACAACGUAUGGGAGGAGGAAAAGGAGCAAUUGAUCAUUACGUAACUCCUGUUAAGAGUGGCCGCGUAAUUGUAGAAUUAGCAGGAGAAUUGGAGUUCAUAGAGGCAAAACGAAUUUUAGACAUUGUGUGUCCCAAAUUGCCAUUCAAGGCUACGGUCGUAUCGCAACAGACGCUAGAAGACGCAGCAGCGACUGCAUAUCGUUUGGAGGCAGAAAACCUUAACCCCUGGACGUUUAAGUAUAUCGUUCAAAAUAAUUUGAGUGGCUCUCACCGAUGGCUUUCGCCAGUAGACCAUAAAUGGUUUGGAAAGCAUAUUUAAUAUCGCAAUAUUAUAUAACAUUUGAAAUAAACCAAAUGGUUCCUCCGGCAUACUCGGUUCAAUUUCAAACUGGUUCUUCUAUUAAUUUUCAG
This is a messenger RNA of Anopheles darlingi, 920 nucleotides long. RefSeq names its product 39S ribosomal protein L16, mitochondrial (gene mRpL16). The transcript is spliced from 3 exons. Gene Ontology annotation, biological process: mitochondrial translation. Gene Ontology annotation, cellular component: ribosome; mitochondrial large ribosomal subunit. NCBI's taxonomy places the organism in Eukaryota, Metazoa, Arthropoda, Insecta, Diptera, Culicidae. Gene Ontology annotation, molecular function: structural constituent of ribosome; rRNA binding. The coding region runs from base 91 to 828 and encodes 245 amino acids. The record is from RefSeq and is a predicted model, not a curated record.